Ostertagia ostertagi is the source of this 945-nucleotide messenger RNA. Lineage: Eukaryota; Metazoa; Nematoda; Chromadorea; Rhabditida; Trichostrongylidae. The record is from the annotation of a GenBank genome assembly.
AUGGCUCAUACUUCAUGCACUUCUGGCGAAUUCUUCAUCAGUUACGCCGUUGCGAAUCCAUUACGAAACUCGGGAAAACCGAUUAAGACAUGGACAAGCGUUACGAAAACGUCAAAAAAGAACUCAAACGAGGCAGCACUACCACCGCUACCACCACCAAGCAAAUUACACGACGACAUCGUGAUUAAUUGCAUAACUGAAUUAGAGCGUGAUGCGUACAUUAUUGAGCUAAGAGUUGAGAAUUGUAAAACUCGUCUCCAAUUCCUUUCUAAACACUUAUGCUUGUUGUACUCCACCGUUCCUCUCCUUAUUGCGACGAAGGCGACAUCAAUGGGAGCAUGGCAGUCAAGAAUGGAAAUCCCUCAAGAAUACACCUCGCACGACGGCCACAAAAAACCUCUACUGAUUAGUCAAUCGGAUAUGGAAAAAAUCAUCAAGGAUCAACUCCAGGGAAUUGAAGAAUUCUUCGAUACUCUUCGACAAUUAAAAUCCGAUUGCCUAACCCAAGAACGAACGCUGCAGGAAACAACUCAGAAAGAGAUCCUGAACGCUAUAAAGACAAUGGAAGAAACAAUGAAGCAAAUGCACGGGAAAAUCGAACGUUUGGAAGCAGUUCAGAACGCGCCACGCCCAGAAAUGGCUUCCGUCGCAAUCGAAGCUAGAAUAAAUGAAGAACGAGCAAUAAUAGCAAACAACGCCGAAUUCAUGGAAACAGCCGAAGCCGACGAAGACAUGGAAGACGAAGACGCAGCGCUUGAUAGAGAGAUUGAAGCGUUGGAAGCCGACUUAGAAGAAGUCAGCCGUCACAGACGCGAACUCGCACGCAAAAGGACGUGUCGCCCCCGAGAAUACAGGUCAGGUGUUUAUCGUCGUGAAGAACGACAGAUGCGCUGUGUUUUUUGCGGAACGGACGCCAUUAACUCAGAAUAUGCGCCGUAUCCGACA